UCCUUCGCACCAAUUCUUGUUCACGCCUCAAUAUGUCCAAUUCCUGUUGAGCUAAUCUAUUAGCAAAAUCUUCCUCUGUCCCCUAGCCGCCAAUUGUUCUUCCUUUUUUCGCUUUUCUUGAACCAAAUCUUGCCAAACAUUAUCGGACAAUUUUUGCAAUCUGUCAAUAAGCUCGGCUUUACUGCCCGUCACCGGCAAAUUUCGGAACCUCAAAAAAUAAUGCUCGUUUUGUUUUUUUUUUGCACAAUAAUUGACGUCACUACUCCACAAACAAUUUUUCAAACAAUGCAAAAUUCCAAACAAUCCUGCCCUGCACCGCGCUGCCGAUAUACAAGGAAAUUCAAUAGAUCCCACGGCAUCGAUCUCCAGCUAAGCGAUGAGGCGCCGCCCAUCAGCGUCGAUCGUCUCAGCUUCCGAUAGAUCCAACAGUUUUGACGCUUAAAACCCGCAUCUAUCACCAUCACUAAAAGUAGACCCAAUGCAUCUACCUGUCACCAGUUGCAACAUCUCGGAAGACGCGUGGCCGCGGUCCGCGAUGUGCGAACAUCCCUCCACCGCAGCGUACACUUCCUCGGGCAAUCUGGACUUGUCCUGGUUCGAGCACCGGAUCCACGAGAUCCAGGCCGAACAUCCAGGCGAGUUGGUCAGGACCGGCAGUCCUUAUAUCUUGUGUUCCGCGUUGCCGACCCAUUGGAGGUCAAACAAAACCCUGCCGGCGGGGUUCAAAGUCGUCGCCGUGGGCGACGUCGGGGACGGCACCGUCGUGACCGUCAGGGCCGGAAACGACGAGAACUAUUGUGCGGAGUUGCGGAACUGCACGGCCGUCAUGAAGAACCAGGUGGCGAAGUUUAACGAUUUGAGGUUCGUCGGGAGGAGCGGAAGGGGAAAAUCAUUCUCGAUAACCAUAACUAUAUCGACGAGCCCGCCCCAAGUAGCGACGUAUAACAAGGCGAUCAAAGUGACCGUUGACGGACCCAGGGAGCCAAGAUCGAAAACUGGUCACCCUCACGGUGCCGCCUACCCGACCAUCGGUCUCGGUCGCCACACGAUAUUCACGACCCACUUGCGCGAGCUGGACAACCUGAAACCCCGACAGCGGGGCCUGAGUUCAUCUCACAGCAGCGACGGAUCUCAGAGUUCCUACAAACAGGAACCUCAGGACAACGGACCAUUGUCCGCACAUUGCGCAACAGGUCCGUGGGCGGACUACGGCAAUUGCUACGGAACGUACGGAACUCAGUCGAACUACUGUGACCCUCAUCAGGAUUCACCCUACGUUACGACCAUGCAUUUACCGACCGUUCUGCCGGAAGCUUCGUCCAACGAGUUCAUUUCCACGUCUCUGACGACGUCGUCGCCGCCGCCCAACUUCAACAGCGCAAAGUCCGAACUAGAUACGUUGGCCGGUCGGUAUCCCGAGAACUCCUACUGUCCCAACAACUGGUCUACAUAUCCCGCCUACCCGAACAACAAUUGCUACAACACGUCGUACAACAACCAGCAGUACAUCAACCAACCCACCCCCGUGAUGUUGUAUCCCACGUCGCUGUAUUCUACGGUCAACCAGAACCAGAUACACUUCCACCUACAUCCCCCUAGCGAUUCCAGGAGCAGCGACGCGUAUCUCACGGAUUCUUCCGGAAAUUUACCGAGCGUAGGGCUAGCCUCGGGUAGCGGUAGCAGGCCGGAUUUGGUGCCUACGUCUUCGGGCGAGUUGAAUUCCCACGUGCAAGGGGAAGAGAUUCAGGAUAGCAAUAGGGAUCAGCAGCCGAGCGCCGAUCCCGUGUGGAGACCCUACGAGAGACUGUUCUGAGGAUUUUUGUUUUAAUUUCGCGAACCGUUUAUGUGCGGAGUGUCCACGGGCGGAGCCAGGAAAUGGUUUCUGUAUGGGUGUACAGGGUGUUUCAGUGACAUAGGAAGUGAGUUGUUCAAUUAUUAUUUUCACAUUAUAUUUUGUUUUGCUGUCCUUUUUUUUCUAUUAUUUUCAGCAUAUUUUAAUAUUGAUUUAAUAAAUAUAUUGAGUCUACCAUAUUAACCUUCCAUCCCCGCUUAUUGGCACUUUUGUUAGAUGCUGCAAAUUGAAUAUUUUUUUAUCUCAAUAUACAAACAACGUUGCUCUAAAAAAUUCUUUUUAAAAGUGAUACAAUCUCUUAAAGCAUAGUUUAAAAACUUUUUCCCCCUGCGCACUUCGUCCAAGGACACCAUAGUAAUAUUUUUGAAUAUUCGCGAGCGACCAUUUUGAAAUUUGUUUUUUUUUUUCUACUUUUCCGUUUUACUUGACGAUUUUCUGAGAUACAUAUCAACUCUUUUGUGAUCGACAUAUGUAAU
Cylas formicarius (sweet potato weevil) is the source of this 2328-nucleotide messenger RNA. RefSeq names its product segmentation protein Runt-like. Gene Ontology annotation, molecular function: DNA-binding transcription factor activity, RNA polymerase II-specific; ATP binding; RNA polymerase II cis-regulatory region sequence-specific DNA binding. The transcript is spliced from 6 exons. Gene Ontology annotation, cellular component: nucleus. Gene Ontology annotation, biological process: regulation of DNA-templated transcription. The record is from RefSeq and is a predicted model, not a curated record. The coding region runs from base 479 to 1813 and encodes 444 amino acids. Lineage: Eukaryota; Metazoa; Arthropoda; Insecta; Coleoptera; Brentidae.